This is a messenger RNA of Anguilla rostrata (American eel), 2194 nucleotides long. Its product is annotated as zinc finger C4H2 domain-containing protein-like. Gene Ontology annotation, biological process: positive regulation of neuron differentiation. Gene Ontology annotation, cellular component: nucleus. Bases 106 to 780 code for a protein of 224 amino acids. The record is from RefSeq and is a predicted model, not a curated record. Lineage: Eukaryota; Metazoa; Chordata; Actinopteri; Anguilliformes; Anguillidae. The transcript has 5 exons.
UCUCGCGCAUGCCCACAAAGUCGGCUUCAGUAGCUGCCACCUAAAUCUAUUGUUUUCCUGAGGUUCGGGUGAAAGGUUUGUUCACUGGAAUCCACACUGAGAAUCAUGGCAGACGAACAAGAAAUAAUGUGCAAACUGGAAAACAUCAAGGAAAUAAGAAACAAGACUAUUCAGAUGGAGCGGAUCAAGAGCAGGCUGAAGACCGAGUUUGAAGCGCUGGAGUCGGAGGAGAAGCAGCUGAAGGAGUACAAGCAGGAGAUGGACCUGCUGCUUCAGGAGAAGAUGGCUCACGUGGAGGAGCUGCGGCUAAUUCACGCAGACAUCAACGUGAUGGAGAACACGAUCAAGCAGUCGGAGAACGACCUGAACAAGCUGCUGGAGACCACCCGCCGGCUGCACGACGAGUACAAGCCACUGAAGGAGCACGUGGACGCUCUGAGGAUGACCCUCGGACUGCAGCGGCUGCCGCACCUGAGCGAGGAAGAGGAGAAGCUCUCUCUCGAAUACUUUGAGAAGCAGAAGGCUGAGUGGCAGACGGAACCACAAGAGCCACUGAUCCCAGAAUCCCUUGCAGCGGCAGCCGCAGCUGCCCAGCAACUCCAGGUCUCCCGGAAACAAGACGCACGACAGCCAACCACCUUCCGCCAGCAGCCCCCGCCAAUGAAAGCCUGCCUGUCCUGUCACCAGCAAAUCCAUCGAAAUGCUCCCAUUUGUCCCCUGUGCAAAGCCAAGAGCCGUUCCAGAAAUCCCAAGAAACCCAAACGUAAGCAAGAGGAAUGACUCCCUUUUGCUUUUUAGGAAGACUUCAUCUUUCUUUUUCUUAGUUUUUUCAACGAUGUAUUUACAUAUGAUGUAAGCAAGAAUUAAAAUUUCAAGGGGACAAAGCUAUUUAGCAUUUUCCGGUAGGUCUUAUCUUGUAGUAUACAUAUAUUUCAGUGCCUGAAAUAUAUUGCCUUCUCUAAAAUUGGCAGGCAAUUUUAGGGAAACAAAUGAAUAAUCCUCAUAAUAACUAUUCCAUGUAAAUGGCUAUUAAAUGACUGAGACUGGCUGUAUGCCAAAAUGUUCAUUUUUACAUUUCUGAUCUGUGAGUGUGUUUAAGUGGAGGUUGUUGAUAAGUGUGAAGAUCCAAAGUUCCAUUGUGAUAGGUGUUUACUGUAUUUGUAACAGGUGCUGUAAAAUGUGAAAUUCCUUCUGUUAAAGAUACAGUUACCUCACCUUAGAGGCUAGUUCUGCUGAUAUUUACAGUGUGAAUCUUGACUAAUGAUUUCCUGACAGCUCAGCUAUUCCGUAUAUGUGGGGUUGUUUUUAAAUAACUAUAAGACAUAAAUUGGUAAGCACUCUGUUUUUUUUCUGAUUUUUGUCAUGCACAUGGGUUUCCGUCCAGUUGUUAACAAGGCCAGUUUUGUGUAAAUUCUUGUUGUCGCUGUGUUUUGUCUUACCUGGGUUUCUCCUUUCCUGUGGUCACACGAAGGCCUCUGGGAUGUCCUUUAUUUGUCAUCAUUUUUGUGUAAAAAAAACCCCUUGUCAGUCAGGCUUGGGUCUGUUAUCGUGUUGCGUAGUUAAUUCAGGUUAGUUCAUGGGUUUAGAAUGGAUGUCCCUUUUCAUGGCCGUAGGAGACUGUACUUCUAAGAUGCAGUACUGGAAGGCUGGAAUUGUGGAGGUCACUCCUCUCUGCUAUAAUGACUGUGGGUGAAAAUGAAUUUUAAAAAAGCAUAUUUUUAGUAUGUACUUGAAAGGAACAUGUAAUCAAGCAACUACAGAUUCACUUCAAUAGGGUAAGUAAAUUACUAUUAAGUAAGGUAUUUGUUGCGCUUUGUUUCGAAUGGUCUUAUAUUGCUUAUGGAAAUAGCUGAUGUAGUUUGUCUAUUAAUCUGAGUUAAAAGAAAUACUUGAUGAGAAGGAGCUUUUUAAAAACAUUUCUUUCUUCUUUUGGAAGUGCAGUAAUCUGUUCACCUUUAUUUGUUUAACAUGCAUUUAAAAAAUAUUGUUGGUAAUGUUAUGAAAAAUGUAAUUCCCACAAUGUAAAGGUAGUUUCCCCCCCCCCCCCCCCUUUUUGCCAUUAUGUCUUAUGUACAGUACUGUACAUACCGGUUCCAUCGUUAAAACUGAUUUUCUGGCAAUUUCGUUAAAUGUUAUGUAUAUGAACUAAUGUUGUCCAAUAAAUUGUGUUUGGCAAAUAUUGCCAGUAAAGAAA